CCAUGCUAUUCAUCCUCAACCUGUUGGUGUUUUUUUAACCUCUCCACAUUAAAGAGUGGAUAUGUUAAGGAUUUGAGCUUUGUGAGGAUCUUUGAGGGCUUGUUGGUUGGUGUGGCUGAUUGGCUUAAUAGGAAGCGAUGGCCAGCUUUGCAGGAACCUCACAGAAGUGUACGGCCUGCACCAAGACGGUGUACCUGGUUGAUAAGCUCACCGCCGAUUCCAGGAUUUACCACAAGGCCUGCUUCCGAUGCCAUCACUGCCGGAAUACCCUCAAGCUCAGCAACUACUGCUCCUUCGAGGGGGUCCUCUACUGCAGACCUCACUAUGAUCAACUCUUCAAGCGAACUGGCAGCUUAGACAAGAGCUUUGAAGGGACUCCCAAAAUCUUGAAACCAGAAAGAACAACAGAAACGAGUGAGAAUGCAAAGUCAAUCUCUAGCUUCUUUGCGGGAACCAGGGAAAAGUGUGUGGGGUGUAAUAAGACCGUUUAUCCAAUAGAGAAGGUAACCGUUAAUGGAACUCCAUACCAUAAGAGUUGCUUCAAAUGCACACAUGGAGGUUGCACCAUAAGUCCAUCAAGUUACAUUGCUCAUGAAGGAAAGCUCUACUGCAAGCAUCAUCACAUUCAACUAUUCAAGGAAAAAGGGAAUUACAGCCAGCUUGAGACCACAAUUGAUCAUCAAAACAGGAAUUCCUUCACUGAACAAAUCACUACCGUGGAAAUUGUUGCUGAAUCAUAAUAACUGCCAUUAAAAUUUUUUUUCCUUAACCUAUAUUUAUGGUAUACGUUGCUUUUGUGCAUGGUAAAGAAAAGAUCUUUUAAUGUGUAUAGCUAUAUUUUUGGUGUCAAUCUGAUGUAUUUUGGGGUCCCUAA
Ziziphus jujuba (common jujube) is the source of this 874-nucleotide messenger RNA. RefSeq names its product LIM domain-containing protein WLIM1. Bases 138 to 740 code for a protein of 200 amino acids. Gene Ontology annotation, molecular function: actin filament binding. Gene Ontology annotation, biological process: actin filament bundle assembly. The transcript is spliced from 5 exons. Lineage: Eukaryota; Viridiplantae; Streptophyta; Magnoliopsida; Rosales; Rhamnaceae. The record is from RefSeq and is a predicted model, not a curated record. Gene Ontology annotation, cellular component: plasma membrane; actin cytoskeleton.